AUGAGCAAAUUCAGCACACAAACAAUAUCCAGGCAGAGCAUAACCACCAGCCGCCUCCAAAUGCGUCAGGAGAAGAGAACUCGCACAAGAAAAAUGACUACCAGCUGCCGAAUUAUCUCGAUUGGGCGUCAAAUCUUUUGCUCGACCAAAAUAACGAUUUCUUGGACUCGUUUGACUUUGAGCAUGGUUCCAACCAAAUGGCUCACAAAGGCUAUGCGAACGCGACCGGCUCGCGAGAGAAAACGCAACCGCUACCGUCCCUCAAUCUGCCGAAUGAGCCUCAGGCCAACUCCGCUCCUCCUAACGAGUACCCUCAGAGUAACAGUCUGGAUCAGCAGAAACAAACUCAACCACUGCAAUCUCAAUCUCAGCAUAGUCAAUCUCAGCCAUCUCAGCCAUCUCAUCCUCAACCAACCCAAUCGCAACAAACCCAUGUACAGCAAGCUCAACAUCUACCAAACCACCAGCUUCAACAACCUCAGCAAGCUCAGGCUCAGACUCAGGCUCAGACUCAGGCUCAGACUCGGAAUCUUCAGCCCCAAACAAAACGCAACCCAACCAGCCCAGUCUCAUUCGGCGCCUCCAGGCGUCCAACCUCUGGCUCAGAUACAAUAUACGGACCCUCGUUCGAAACUGCGCAGGCCGUGUGAUCACUGCCGAAGACGCAAAACAAGAUGUGUUAUUGUCCCCGGAGCACAGAAUUGUGUUCAAUGUGAAGCCAAGUCGCUCUCGUGUACAUACUUACCUUCGAAACCUGAAGAUGAACCAGCGACAAAACGACUCCGAAAACAAGCGUCUCCAUUGCUGGAAAAUGGAUAUAGGCCACAGAUGGACAUUGUUCCGCCGAAUGUUCCUAUCCGGGAUGUUCCCCCAGUCCAAGAUUAUUCUGUCAUGAAUAAUUCUUUGCUCAAAAAAACCCUAUCACUCCAAUAUCCACGGUCAUCCUUCUAUGUGGGUCCAACGUCUUAUCUCUUUGAUUGGAACCUUUUGGAUGCUAUAAUUGAUGCCCAGAACCGACUGCAACCCAAUGGAUCAUAUAGAGCAAACGGAAAACUGACGUGCAACAAGAUUGAGCAGAUCAACUUGAGCGAUUCUAUUUCCUUGAGAAAAGUCGGAGAACGAACGCAAUUUGUUCUCAAAGACGACCAAUCUAAACAAUCAUACCUGACAAUGUCCAACGAUGUGGAUGCUAUUGAGAAAUUUGUUGCUCCUCACGGCCAAAUCUUGAUCGACCUAUAUUUUCGCAUCAUUCACCCCUCAUACCCUAUAUUGCAUAAAAAAGUUUUUCUCGAAAAAUACUCCCGGACACAUCGAGAGUUCAGUGCUCCUCUUUUGGCUGCAGUCUAUGUCCUUGCGAUUCAGUGGUGGGACUAUGACCCGCAGCUCAACAGAUUUCCUAAACCUAACGUCAGACUCAUCUUGAAAAUCGCAUUGAACAACUAUGUGCUGGAAAUCUUGAAGCGUCCAAAACUCAGUGCUGUUCAGGCAGGUUUGUUGCUUUUACAGUGCAAACACAUUCUUCGGGAAUUUGGCCAGCAUGAUCCCUCAAACACCGAAAGUAGCGCAUCUGCGUCUCUCAGUUCUUCGUUCACUGAUUGUGGCUACAAUGACUGGGUUCUAUGCUCUCAGAUUGUCGCCUUAUCCGAAGAGUUAGGAUUGGGUCUAGAUUGCGACCAUUGGAAGUUGCCAAAAUGGGAGCGAGGCUUACGUAAAAGACUCUCAUGGGCAGUUUACAUGGAGCAUAAGUGGUUGGCGUUGAAGAAUGCUCGCCCUUCGCACAUUGAUGCGAAUAACUGGGAAGUCCUGCAAUUGAUUGAAGAGGAUUUUCCCGAAAAACAUGGCGAUGGGGAUUUGAAAGAAGGUUCAUCCGAUAUCACCAACGGGAAAAAGAACUUCAUGAAUUUAAUUCUUUUAUCCCAAAUCCUUUCCGAUAUUCUCACAUCUUUGUACUCCAUGAAGGCAAUGAGAGAAGUUACUGACAUCAAUGAUGUUCUACGCAUCGCCAAGCCUAUUCAAUUGCGUUUGAAAACUUGGUACCAUUCUCUUCCUGUCGAGCUCCAGAUGAACUCUGUUCAGCCGCGCAAACUAUGCUCCAAUGGCUAUCUUCAGCUUGCUUACUUCGCUACAGAGUUAACCCUCCAUAGAAAGAUCAUAACUGUUUUGCAUCAGCUUUCACUCAGUGGUAAGGAAGCGCCCAAGGAAUUAAUUGAUGUUUGCCGUGCUGCUGCUAAAACAAGACUUCUGGCGUCUAUUGAGUUUGUGCGUGACCUCAAGCCAGAGCAUAUCCACUCCUUCUGGCACUCGUCGUCAGCGGAGAACUUCACAUUAAUCGGAACUUUCGCAGCGCUAUUGUUCAUCUCUUCAACUACAAAACAGGAGUCAGAGUACUACAAAGACCAGAUAUUCAAUUACAGAUGGAUCCUCAAAAUAUCUUCUAAAGGCUUUGUGCAAGUUGGAGAUGCAUUACAGAAACUAGACCUUGUUUUGAACCAUGUUCCAGGUCUUCUUAUUGAAAACGCGGAACAGCCAAUGGUUGUCCCAAAUGUACCUACAAUCGACUACAGCAAGCUUUAUCAGCAGCAGCAGAUGCUGCAAUCACUGCCUAUGUCUGUAUCGCUGGCGGACACCGCAACGUAUCCACAAAACCAGGGCCCUCGUCCCUUUCAAAACCGAUUUAACUCAUAUGGCCCGGCAAACACUCAAUUCAUGAAUGCAGGGGGAGUUAGUCCUAGAUAUGGCACCAACAACAAAAACCCAGACAUGACGCGGCCCAGCUCUGCGCAGCAGUAUCGGAUGAGCACACAAAAUCAUUCGCCUUACUCCUCUCCUCAGACAUUCAAUCCUUCCGGAUUUCAGCAACCGCCCCCUUCGCGCAUGAACCAAGUCGGAGUUAAUUCACCACAAUCCUCACAAGGUUUGUCACCCAAGGAAAUCAUCCGACAGCAGAAAUUGGUUCAUGCCAAUGAGGCACUGGGUGAAGGUACGGACCGAAGAGCGAGUUCUGCUAGCCGUGGAUCGGAUAUCAUGUCCGGCAAAGACAAUCACUCUUCAAACUCAAGUAGCCCAUUGAUGAUACGGUCGCCUCUCGCACAGCAACAGCGUCCGUCGGUGCAAAACGGCAACAGUGAUGCAUAG
This is a messenger RNA of Clavispora lusitaniae ATCC 42720, 3135 nucleotides long. RefSeq names its product Dal81p (gene DAL81). Gene Ontology annotation, cellular component: nucleus. Gene Ontology annotation, biological process: DNA-templated transcription. The record is from RefSeq and is a predicted model, not a curated record. Gene Ontology annotation, molecular function: DNA-binding transcription factor activity, RNA polymerase II-specific; DNA binding; zinc ion binding. Lineage: Eukaryota; Fungi; Ascomycota; Pichiomycetes; Serinales; Metschnikowiaceae.